This is a messenger RNA of Osmerus eperlanus (European smelt), 1592 nucleotides long. RefSeq names its product zona pellucida sperm-binding protein 4-like. The transcript is spliced from 10 exons. Gene Ontology annotation, cellular component: egg coat. Lineage: Eukaryota; Metazoa; Chordata; Actinopteri; Osmeriformes; Osmeridae. Gene Ontology annotation, biological process: binding of sperm to zona pellucida; prevention of polyspermy. The record is from RefSeq and is a predicted model, not a curated record. The coding region runs from base 367 to 1392 and encodes 341 amino acids. Gene Ontology annotation, molecular function: acrosin binding; structural constituent of egg coat.
CUGACAGUCUUGACAGACAAUGAUGAAGUAUUGCAAUGCUGUGGUGUCUAUUGUUAUUCUAUCACUAUCAGUUUUACACUGUGGUCAUACCUCAAAAGGAAUAUUUAAAACUGCAACAGAAGACAUAAAUGACACAGCAAGUUGUCAUGAAAACUACAUGGUCAUUCACAUUGCAAAAGAACCAUUUAAAAAUUUGCAAUUCACUAUUUAUGUCAAAGGUAGGUUGCAAAUGAGCAAGGCAGGCACUUCAAAGCAACAGAUAUUGCUUUCCCUUGCCACUACUUCAUUGAUGAAACAAGCAGCUUCCUACUAUUAGCUGUACCUUAUUAUGGCUGUCUCGUCAAAAGACAAGGCAGUAUUGCAAGUAUGACCGUUGUCAUCAAAGCUUUGGCAAAAGGGGGACAGGUAGAGAUCAACAAGACAGUGCCUCUUAUCUGCACCUUGACAACUGUUACCAUUAAAGAAAAAAUCAACACAGUCGGAAAUGCACCUCAUAGACAUUAUCCAAAACAUUGCGACAAGGAUGGCUUUACCAUUACCAUCAACCAGAAUGCCACUGUCCCACCUCUGAACCUGGACACAGUGCACAUUGUGUCUCACCAAAGUCCCAGUUGCAAGCCCCAAACCAAGACUUCUGACUCUGUCACCUUCCGUUUCCCAUUCACUUCCUGUGGCACUCAAUUCUUGAUGGAUCACGAAAAAGUUAUUUAUUGGGUGAAAGUAGAAGCACAGCGACUUUUGAUGCAUAAACAAGAAUCUACAUUUCGCAAUGCCCCUUUCAGAUUGACAGUGCGUUGCAGCUAUGCCUUGACCAGAGUGUCCCAAAUUGGGAUGGAGGUCUACAGGGAGAGGGCCGAACAAUCCUCAGCACUGAAAAGUGAAGGAAUUCUUCGGGCUGAAAUUAGGUUUGCUAAAGACUCCUCCUACAGUUCCUUCUACUCAAACAAAGACCUCCCAGUGAAGCUCAAGCUCGGGAAGCCAGUGUAUGUGGAGGUGUUUCUUCUAAAAUGUGAAGACAAGGAGCUAAAGCUCCGAUUAGAAGAUUGCUGGGCCACAACCAGUGAAGACCCACUUGACCAACGUAGAUGGAACCUUCUGGUUAAAGGGUGUCCCUUUAGCGGUGACACCCACAGAACAGUGGUCCUACCAGUAGUCCCUAGUAAGAUCAUAAAGUAUCCCUCUCAUCACAAGUGGUUUAUAGUCAAGCAGUUCGCUUUUGUGAAACCCAGUCAGUUCCAACAAUUGGUAUACUUCCAUUGUGAUGUAGAGGUCUGCAAAGAACAUGACUGCUCAAAACCCUGCAACAGAAGCAGGCAGCGCUUGGAGAGGCAGAGAAAGACAGUUCAGAAGUAUACCACUGUCUAUUAUGGACCUCUUGAACUAGUAUUGUGAAUUUGGGACAAAAUUGACUUGAUUGCUUUCCAUAGUAGGCUAUUAUAAUUUAAGAACUCCCAAUGAGCUGUACAUUAUUCGAUAUAGUUGACUUUAAUAUGGCAUACUUUGGCGAUAUCUGUACUACGUAAUCCCCAAUAUCUUCUAAAACUGUUGGCAUUAAUUAAAUGUUGUAAUAUUUUGCGCUAUUAAACAGUAUC